UGCUACAGCACCAUUAUAGCACACUAGUACACAAAAAAGAAGACAACAGAAAAAUAAAGAAAGAUGUCUGGCUCUUGUGACACAACGCUGGAUGGAACUUUCAAUAAAACUGUUGAAAAUAUAAAAUCACUAUAUGCAAAAAGUGAAGAAUAUACCACAGAGAAAAAACCGAAGAUCAUUGGGGAGUUGCAAAACAUCGAAAGGAAAUACUCAUUUGAGCUUUCAACUGAAGUGAAGGUCUUCAACGACCCCAUCCAUGGACACAUGGAGCUGCACCCCCUGCUGGUGAAGAUCAUUGACACUCCUCAGUUUCAGAGACUGAGACACAUUAAACAGCUGGGAACUAAAUACCUGGUGUAUCCUGGAGCCACUCAUACUCGCUUCGAACACUCUCUUGGUGUGGCACAUUUAGCAGGAUGUCUGAUCAAGAGUCUGCAAGAGAAACAGCCGGAGCUCAACAUUACCGAACAAGAUUCCCUGUGUGUUCGGAUCGCUGCUCUGUGUCAUGACAUGGGUCAUGGUCCGUUCUCUCAUUUGUUUGAUGGCAUGUUCAUCCCUGAAGUCCAGCCUGAUUACAUAUGGGAGCAUGAGAAGGCAUCUGUUGACAUGUUUCACUGCAUGAGAAAGAAGAAUGGACUGGACAAAGAGAUGAAGGACUAUGGAUUGAAUCUAGACGAAGACAUCAGAUUUAUUGAGGAAUUAAUUUUGAAAGGACAAAAGGAUGGACAGUGGUCAAUGAAGGGCAGGACUGACGACAAAUCCUUCCUCUAUGAGAUUGUGGCAAAUAAAGUGAACGGCAUUGAUGUGGACAAAUGGGACUAUUUGGCUCGAGACUGCCAUUAUCUUGGCAUUCCAUGUGGUUUUGAUCAUCAGCGUCUGCUGAAAUCUGCUCGAGUGUGUGAGGUGGAUAAAAGAAAACACAUCUGCUUCAGAGACAAGGUGGCUGACAAUAUUUGUGACAUGUUUCACACCAGAUACACUCUGUACAGCCAGGCCUACCAGCACAAGAUCGUCAACAUCAUCGAAAAGAAGAUCUCAGAAGCCUUCAUAGCAGCAAAAGACAAGAUCCCAAGCCUCUCACUAAUUGCUGAAUCCAAAUUACAAGAAGAUAUCGAGAGGAAGCGCUCAAAUAUUCUAAACAAGGGUACAGGUGCUGAGAACCCAACAACAACAACAACAGCAAUGAAAGAGUUCAUCAAACUGAGCGAUCACAUCUUUGAGGAGAUCUUAUACUCCACUGAUGACGAGCUGAAAGAUGCCCGGAUGAAGCUUGAGGAUGUUGUGAGGAGACGCCUGCCGAAGUGUGUGGGAGAGACCAGAAUAACACAAACUGAAUACAACGAAAAGAGCGUACAGGAUAAGUGGAAUGAAGCAGUGGACGAGAGGAACAAACUUCUCCCGACUGUGUUCUUGGAUAAGAAUGAUUUCAACAUUGAUACUAUUCAACUGGACUACAGUCCCAGUAAGACUGAAACCCCCAUCUACAAUGUCUAUUUCUACAGUAAGAGAAACCCCACCGAUGUCAUCGAUAUUAAGAACUAUGAGAUAUCCAGUCUGCUGCCAGAGAAGUACACUGAAUAUGUUGGUCGGGUUUACUACACAAAAAAAUCUGACGAGGAGGAGAGGGACGCUAAGGAGUGCUUCAGAUGGUGGCGUCUCCGUGAGGACAGGAAGUGUAUGAUUCUGGUCUUCGAUCAGAAAGAGUUUAGAGGAAAUUGGCGCUUGAUCACGGGUGACUGUCCAUCAUUUGACCGCUGCAGUAUAACAGAGAUCCGCUCCUGUAUGGUGCUCAGUGGUAAGUGGGAUCUCUAUGAGGGUCCUGGCUACACUGAACCCCGUUACCAACUGCAGAGGGGGGUUUAUCGAAACCCUGAGGCUUGGCGUGCCAGUGGCAACACUGCUCCUGCUCUGUCUGUUAAACGUAGGACAGAGUAAAUUCUAUAACUCCAUCCAUCUGUUGCCCUCAUUCAUCUUUAAAAUAGGGCUGUCAAUUUAAAGCAUUCAUUUAAUGUUUCAUUAUAAUUUCUAGACAAAAAUAGUCUAAUCAGUGAUUUACACUGCUGUCAUAAUCAUGUAAUAUCUUUUACGUUUUUUAUUUUAAGUAGUUUUCUCUGCAAAUGUUAAUAUCUGCACUGAAUUGGGAAUUACGAUUAAUUACUUGGCAUAUCAUGCAAUUAAUUUGAUUUAACUGAUGCUUUUAUCCAAAGCGACUAGAAAAUGAGGAACAUCUGGAUUAAAUGAUUACACCUGAUUGACAGCUAUUGAAGCCACACGUGACCAUAUGAGAUUAUUUUGUGAAUAAAUCGUGUGGCAGAUGCUGCUGACAAAGAGCAGUGCAAUGAAAAAUCAGUGACGAGAAAGUAAAAUAAUAUAAGUAAAUCAAUCUAAAGAAACAGAGCUUCUAAACUAAGUGGGGGGAGAUUUUACCUUGAUUUUAGUUCUUCACAAAUGCAGUAGACAGAUAUUUUAGCCUAAUAGCUGCUUUAUGCUCUUGUUUGAGCAGCUAUCUAUAUGCUUGUUGUUAUUAUUAUUCACAAUGUGGUGCUGAUGUUGGAUAAAUAUGCACUAGUUAACAGUAGAUGAUGGUGAAGGGUUAUGUAAUGCAACGACAGGUUUGUUUGGUGAUGGAUAAAUAUAGACAACUGAUGGAUCAUUAAUUUUUUGUAAUUUCUUCAGAUGUGUGUGUAGAGCAGAGAUCUGGUUACAGUUCUUAUGAGAGAUUUUGGGGAGUUAGUCAUGUUUAGAGAUUGCAUUUGACAUGGAAUGAGUUGUCCUCCAUCUAGUUUCUUACCUUUUAGGAUGCAGGAGUUCAAUUACAUAUUUCUGGGGAAACAUGAGUUAUUCAGGGGAAAAAAAUGAAUGCUUUUCAGUUUGUUAUUCUCAGAAACUGACAAAAAAUAAACUGUAU
Sinocyclocheilus grahami is the source of this 2908-nucleotide messenger RNA. Its product is annotated as deoxynucleoside triphosphate triphosphohydrolase SAMHD1-like. The record is from RefSeq and is a predicted model, not a curated record. Gene Ontology annotation, biological process: dGTP catabolic process; defense response to virus; regulation of innate immune response. Gene Ontology annotation, cellular component: nucleus. NCBI's taxonomy places the organism in Eukaryota, Metazoa, Chordata, Actinopteri, Cypriniformes, Cyprinidae. The transcript has 16 exons. Bases 64 to 1935 code for a protein of 623 amino acids. Gene Ontology annotation, molecular function: dGTPase activity.